AAAUAAUAAUAAAGAAAAAAUCGCAAUCAUCGCAUCAGCCAGCGGAUAGUAAAAUAAUUUGUGGAUUUGAACUUCCAAGUUGGAGAGUGAAGAGAGAGCGCCCCCGCCCCGUAACCCUCAUUUGUUUCAUGUUCUCUCCUCUCCCACCUGCCACGGUAACAACAACACUAGAACUCAUGAAGCCCCUCUACAGAUUCUUAAUAGUAGCCAUGGCGCUGUUUUCUGUGGUGGAAUCUUCCAAAUCUAUAUCUUCAUGCAACACUGGCAGAAGUAGCGUAGAGCAGAGGCUGGUAGCAAAGGCUUUCAAGUCUGUAUCUGGCUUCAACUCUUCGUCCUCCUGGUUCCGAAAAGGAGUAUUACUUUCCAACUGUUCAUCCCAAUCUCAUGUCAUCAGCAUAAACCUUCCAUCCAAGAAUCUCAGCGGAACCAUCUCCUGGGGUUAUCUCAUCAACAUCUCAAACCUCCAGCUUCUUGAUCUCUCAGGGAAUUCCUUACAAGGCCGUGUCCCAACUUGGUUAUGGUCAACCUCAUCCUUACGUCACCUAAACCUCUCCAACAACAGGUUUGGAGGUAGCGUCGUCUUCAGUACCACCGCCUUCAUUCAAAUGCUCAACCUCUCCCACAACAGGUUCACCAAUUGGGUGGUCCAACACCACCAAUAUCAACGCUACUCUUCCUUCUUCCCAAACCUUAAAAUCCUUGACCUCUCUCACAACCACUUAAGGACACCCCUCCCUUCAGGCUUCACCAACCUCACCAACCUUCAAUACCUUGACUUAUCGAACAACAACCUCACCGGAACUUUCCCUUCCGAUUUUCCUCCACUCAACAACCUCCACUUCCUAAACAUCUCCUUCAACCGCUUCAACUCAACCGUUAGCCUCAACAAGUUCAACAAAUUCGGCAAAGCCGCCUUUAUCCACGCUGGCAAGAAUUUCACCUACACCGCCAUUACUCCAAUUCACAGCAACAACCAUUCCGCAACUACCACCCCAGCCUCACAAGCCAUUCACACAAGAUACAAACACAAACACAAACACAAGACACACAUUAUUAUCGCGGUUUCGUGUGCUUCUUCGUUAGCGGUUAUUUUUAUCAUUUGGGCGCUACUACGCGUUGCUAGGAAGAAGAAGAAAGAGCGUUGCAAGAUUAAGAAAUGGGCAAUAUCGAAAGCGGAGGACAUGAUGAGCGGCGUGACGGUGGAGAAAUCAGGGCCGUUCGAGUUCGAGACUGAGUCAGGGUCCACGUGGGUGGCUGAUCUGAAGGAACCAUGUUCUGCGGCCGUGGUGAUGUUCGAGAAGCCGUUGAUGAGCCUGACCUUCAGGGACCUCAUCGCUGCCACGUCACACUUCGGGAAGGAGUCACUCCUAGCGGAAGGCAGGUGUGGACCCCUCUACAGGGCUGUACUCCCCGGCGAUCUCCACGUGGCAAUCAAGGUACUGGAAUACGCCAGGGACGUUGAUCCUCGUGACUCCAUUGCAAUGUUCGUUGACCUCUCAAAGCUCAAGCACCCAAAUUUGUUGCCCCUCUCUGGUUACUGCAUUGCAGGUAAGGAGAAGCUGGUACUGUACGAGUUUAUGGCAAACGGCGAUUUGGGGAGGUGGCUACACGAGCUUCCAACGGGGGACACCAACGUGGAGGACUGGACACGCGACACGUGGGAGAUUCAAAACGGCGUCGUUGAGGGGUCAUCAGAGAAAAUGGGGUGGCUAACACGUCACCGUAUUGCGGUUGGGAUAGCGCGUGGACUAGCUUACCUUCACCACGCGGGUUCCAAACCCGUCGUGCACGGCCACCUCGUUACCUCCAACAUUCUACUCGCCGACGACUUCGAGCCACGAAUAUCGGAUUUCGGGCUGCGGGGAGAACCGAAUCCGAAUUGCGGGACGGAGGGUGACGUGUACUGCUUCGGGAUGGUGCUGAUGGAGAUGUUGACAGGGAAGACAGGGUCGGAGGAAACGGUGAGCGCGGUGAGGAAGGCGGUGAGGGAAGGGGAGGGGGUUAGGGUUCUGGAGGAGAGGCUGCGAGUGGGCGGUGAGUGGGAGAGUGAGAUGGUGGAGAGCCUCCGAGUGGCGUACCUUUGCACAGCUGAGUCGCCUUCCAAGAGGCCCACUAUGAGGCAGGUUUUGGGCUUGCUCAAAGACAUUAGUCCAAACCAACCACUCACCCCGAGUUGACUCGUCUUUUCUUUUUCUUACUUUUGGAUUCCACGGUUGACCCGGGAUUCGGAAUGUGAAAAUGUUAUUAUUGUUGCCAAUAUUUAUUAUUGAUAUAAUGAAUUAAAUUACUAUUAUAAAUGUA
Molecule: messenger RNA, 2301 nt
Organism: Arachis duranensis
Lineage: Eukaryota; Viridiplantae; Streptophyta; Magnoliopsida; Fabales; Fabaceae
Product: calmodulin-binding receptor kinase CaMRLK
Exons: 2
Coding region: 129-2177 (682 amino acids)
Biological process (GO): protein phosphorylation
Molecular function (GO): protein binding; ATP binding; protein kinase activity
Source: RefSeq, a predicted model, not a curated record